This is a messenger RNA of Lipotes vexillifer (Yangtze River dolphin), 3291 nucleotides long. It is a transcript of the gene NLRP5, whose product is annotated as NLR family pyrin domain containing 5. Gene Ontology annotation, cellular component: subcortical maternal complex; cytosol; cell cortex. The coding region runs from base 25 to 3291 and encodes 1088 amino acids. The record is from RefSeq and is a predicted model, not a curated record. The transcript has 11 exons. Lineage: Eukaryota; Metazoa; Chordata; Mammalia; Artiodactyla; Lipotidae. Gene Ontology annotation, biological process: regulation of inflammatory response. Gene Ontology annotation, molecular function: protein binding.
CUGAGCUCUCAGCCUUGCAUUAAGAUGGGAGAAGCCAAAUUAUCCUCCUUUUCCAACUAUGGACUGCAGUGGUGUUUCAAGCAGCUACACAAAGAAGAGUUCCGGAUAUUUAAGGCAUUACUAAAGGAAAGCGCUUCGGAACCCGCAGCCUGCUCCUUUCCACUGGUUGAAGUGGAUAAUGCCGAUUCGGAACAGCUCACGUCCCUCUUGCAUGAGCAUUAUAAAGAAUCUUUUGCCUGGAAGAUAUCCAUUGACAUCUUUGAAAAGAUGAGCCUGUCGGCCCUCUCAGAGAUGGCCAGGGAUGAGAUGAAAAAAUACUUACUGGCUGAAAUACCAGAACAUUCUACACCAACAAAGACGGACCAAGGUCCAAGCAUGGAAGAAACACCAAGCCACAGAGAUGACCAACAAGACUAUAAGAGUCACGUGAUGAGGAAAUUCUCCACGAAGCUGGAUGCACACCACAGCUUUGAAAAAUUUGCCUCUGACUGUCCAGAUGUGCACGUGUUGUUGGGGGCUUUUAAUCCGGACCAGGGGGGCUUCCGGCCUCUCACCGUGGUUCUACACGGAAAGGCGGGAAUUGGGAAAUCGGCUCUGGCCAGAAGAAUCCUGCUGUUCUGGGCACAAGGUGAGCUCUACCAGGGCAUGUUCUCCUAUGUCUUUUUCCUCCACGCCAGAGAGGUACAGUGGACGAGGGAGUGCAGCUUUGCAGAGUUAAUCUCCGGGCAGUGGCCAGACACCCAGGUCCAGGUGGGGGAGAUCCUGUCCCAACCAGAAAGGCUCUUGUUUGUGGUUGACGGAUUUGAGGACCUGGGCCUCGCCUUCAAAGACGAUGACUCAAAUCUCUCUGGAGACUGGGCGGAGAAGCAACCCGUGUCCGUCUUGAUGCACAGUCUUCUGAAGAAAGUCUUGCUUCCCGAGUCCUCCCUGAUCAUCACCGUCCGAGACUCAGGCAUAGAAAAGCUCCAGUCCGUGCUCCUGUCUCCCCAUUACCUGUUGGUUGGGGGACUCUCAGUGGAAAAAAGGAUGCAGUUGCUUCUUGAACAUCAAAAGAUGCAAACCUUGCGUUCAGUGGUGGGCAACCAUGAGGUGUUUGACAAGUGCCAGGUGUCUGUCGUGUGCUCCCUGGUCUGUGAGGCCCUCAAGCUGCAGGAGGCAUCAGGAAAGAGCCUUUCCGUCACUUGCCAGACUCUCACAGGCUUGUAUGCCUCAUUCGUGUUCCAUCAGCUCGCUCCAAAAGACGCAGUCAGGAGCUGUCUGCGUCAGGAAGAAAGAGUCACCUUGAAGGGCUUGUGCCAGAUGGCUGCGGAAGGCGUGUGGAAUACGAAGUUCGUGUUUUACAGCGAUGACCUGGGCAUUCACGGGCUGGAGGGACCUGAGCUCUCCGCUCUGUUUCACACCAGCAUCCUUCUUCGAGGCAGCCGCUGUGAAGAGCGUUACAUGUUCUUACACCUCAGCCUCCAGGAGUUCUUCGCUGCCUUGUACUACGUCCUGGAAGGAUUGGAAGGAGAGGGGGACCCCUACCCUCUGUUCACUGAGGGUGUAAAGAGUUUGAUGGAACUCAAGCAGAUCGACUUCAAUGUCCACUUGGUCCAGGUGAAGAGGUUCUUGUUUGGCUUCAUGAGCAAAGAGGUGAUGGGGGCGCUGGGAACCCUCCUGGGAUGUCCUGUCCCCCUGGUGGCAAAGCAGAGGCUUCUGCACUGGAUCUCUUUGUUGGGUCAACACACCAACACCACUGCCCCGCUAGACUUCCUUGACGCCUUCUACUGUCUUUUUGAGACACAGGAUGACGAGUUUGUUCGCUCGGCAUUGAACAGCUUCCAAGAAGUGUGGCUUCCACUGAACCGGCCAAUGGACUUAAUAGUGUCUUCCUUCUGUUUCCGGCAUUGCCAGUAUUUACGGAAAAUUCGCUUGGAUGUCAGAGAGGUCCCAAAGCAUGAAUUUGCUGAGGCAUGGCCCAGCAUUCCCCAAGGCCUGCAGAUCAAGACCCAUGAUGAGCACUGGGAACACCUCUGCUCCGUGCUCAGCACCCACCCAAACCUACGACAGCUCGACCUGAGCGGCAGCAUCUUGAGUGAAGAGGCCAUGAAGACCCUCUGCAUCAAGCUGAGGCAGCCAACCUGUAAAAUACAGAAUCUGAUAUUUACAGGUGCCCAGAUUACCCCUGGUCUCCGUCACCUCUGGCUAACUCUUAUCAACCGAAAUAUUAAAUACCUGGACUUGGAAAGCACUCAUCUGAAGGAUAGAGAUGUCAUGAUGGCAUGUGAAGCAGUAAGGCACCCAAACUGUUUGCUGGAGUCUCUGAGGUUGGAUCACUGUGAAUUAACCCACACCUGUUGUCAGGUGAUCGCCCAAAUGCUUGUUACGUCCAUCAGCCUGAAAUCCCUGAGCCUGGCAGGAAAUAAGGUGACGGACCAGAGCAUAAAGUCUCUCUGUGAUGCCUUGAAGGUCACACAGUGCACCCUGCAGAAGCUUAUACUGGGGAACUGCGGCCUCACAGCCACUGACUGCCAGGAUCUGGCCUCGGCUCUCACCAAGAACCAGAGCUUGACACACCUGUACCUGUCAGGAAACAGCCUGGGGAGUGAAGGCAUGAAUCUGCUGUGUCGAGCCGUGAAACUUCCCAACUGUGGUCUACAGAGGCUGAUACUAAACGCAUGCAACCUGGAUGUGGCUGGCUGUGGCUUUCUUGCAUUUGCACUCAUGGGCAACAUACAUCUGACGCAUCUGAGCCUUAGCAUGAACCCCUUGGAAGAUGACGGGAUGAACCUUCUGUGUGAGGUCAUGAUGGAGCCGUCUUGUCUCCUCCAGGACCUAGAAUUGGUAAAGUGCCAUCUCACUGCCGCUUGCUGCAAGAAUCUGUCCUAUGUCAUCACAAGAAGUCAACACCUGAAGAGCCUGGAUCUAGCCGCCAAUGCCCUGGGUGACCACGGGAUUGCAGCGCUGUGUGAGGGAUUGAAACAGAAGAAUUCUCUGAGGAGACUUGGGUUGGAGACAUGUGGACUGACCUCCAAUGGCUGUGAGGCCCUCUCCUCCGCCCUCUCCUGCAAUCAGCACCUGACCAGCCUAAACCUGAUGCAGAACAAUUUUGGUCCCAGAGGGAUGACAAAGCUGUGUUUGGCCUUCGCACAACCCACAUCUAACCUACAAACCAUCGGGCUGUGGAAAGGGCAAUACCCUGCUCGAAUAAGAAGGCUUCUGGAGGAGCUAGAGCGACUCAAGCCUCACAUUGUAAUUGGUGACAGUUGGUAUUCUUUUACGGAAGAUGACCGGUACUGGUGGAAAAACUGA